UUUCACUUUUGUGUCUCAUCUUUUAUCUCCGAAAUUCCUCGAUCGUUCCGUUUCCUUUGGGGUUACGGUACCGAAAUAUUUGUGAGUAAUCGCAACUCUUGAUUGGCUACAAAUUUCCGUCACACUGCGGCAUCAAAAGAGCCCAGAUUUAUUCGGGCUACGGCCCGGUGCGUAUCUCUGGAGAUCCUACGUGUUCGGCGGGCUAUUCUGCGGCGUUCUACGCUACGGUACAGGCGCUUCGUGCGGAGAACAAGCUGGAUGCUGCAUGGUGUCGCUUAUGCUUCUUAUGCUUCUUAUGCCUUAGGCCAAACGGGGCCCAGAUCAAUUUUUGAUUCUUCCGUUUAAUCGUUUAAUGCUCAAUUCGUGCGAUCCUCCUUCUGUCUGCCGUUCGAUUUUUAUUUUUAUUUUCUUUUUUUUUUAUCUAUUCUUUUCAAAUUCAAUUUAACGCAGGGACUUUUCUUUUACCCCCUCCCCCCUCCCCCCCUCUUCCCCUCCUGGAAUUUGAGCCCAUGCCCUAGUAUCGCAUAGCAUAGCAUAGCAGAGCAUAGCAUAGCAUCACAUCAGCACCUCAAAGAUAUCAAAUCGUUAUUCGCUAGCCGGGCAAUAGGUUGGUAGUUGAGUCAAGCACCAUCCAUGUCAAAUUAUACAUCGACAACGAUUCCAUGAACUUUCGAUUCUCGGGCUGAGAUGGCUGAUAAGACGCCCCCGGGGGAUCAUGGUAGUCCUGUCGGCAAGCUCAACAAUGCUAUUUCUGAUUUCGCCGCUUCUUAUGUCAAGAAGGAAUUGCAGCAAUUGACUCGAGAGCGAGAUGAUGAGCUGGCGCGGAGCCACGUGCCUAAGCUAAGGGCUCUUUUAAGAGAGGUCGAUAAAGAGCGACAGGCAUAUGAGCAAGACAAGGAGAAGCUAAUCCUUGGUCUGCGCAAGAAGUUGCAGCUACUCGAAGUCGACCCCGAUACUAUCGAGAGUACCGUCUCGGAACUUAUCCCCGUUACCCCCAAAUAUCUGAGUGUCAUUCCCAGUGCUUCGACGCUGACUAUUCGACCCCCAACACCUUUUAUGUCCCCGUUUCGCGAUAAUUAUUUUAGUACCGUCCUUAGCGCAGAUGUCUUGUCCAGCAUCCCCCCUUUGACGUCGCAAGUCCAAGACGAAGGAACUUCCAAUUCGAUCAAAGAUAAUUCUUCAAGUCCUACUAAUAUUAACGUAUCCCCGAACAUAGGCCCUAAUAUCGACCACCAAAUCCAAAAUCCAACCCAAUCUGAAAACCCCAUGCCGAACAGAGCGCCUAAGCGGGCGAAUGGAGAUGGCGAUAGCACCACCGCAAAUGGGAAACGACGCAGGGUAGAUGGCGGAAAGGCCCUUAGCAGAUCUCAAUCGGAUAUAUUCCGCAAGAUAGCAUUCCCAAAUUUAGAGACAGGGGAACGUAUAUUUCGUCAUUCGGAUCGUCAAGGCUUCUUCGUCAUACGAUGCAACAGGCCUAACUGCCAAACCGGAUUCUUCACGGAUCCGCCUCUAGCAUAUAACAGAGCUCUGAAGCAUUUCCAGAGUCAUGGGGAAACCGGGUUAGAUGGCGAAGAACUGACUAACGAGUAUAUUUUCGAAAACUUCGCAUGUGAAAUUGAAGGUUCCAGCCUGGUUAGCAAGUACUGGAUUAAGGAGCACCUUGGCCCAACACCACAUACCUUCGUCCCCGGAAGGUCGAAAUCCAAGAAUUCUCAAGCAGGAGAGACUCCUAUUGUACGAAGAAGCAAAGAGGACGACAAGAAUUACACGCCAUCUGGUAAAGUCCGAAACUCUUCAAAUACAAAUGAAUCAGACGAUGAAGAAUUAGAGGCGGAGAAACCACGUCGUACGCCCAGGAGUGUUCCUCGUCCAGACUACGCAGAAUUGGUGGCCAAUAAGGAUCCCUGGAAUCUCUCAGACGGCGACAGCGAUAAAGUUGUCCCUCGUUCUAUGAAAGAACCGCAGACACCCGGAAACGGUACUGUUAAGUCUACGAAGUCAGGGAAUAGUAUAUCACCCAGCACGUCAAAAAGAUCAACACCAGGACCAGCAAUGCUAAGAGCGAAGACAUCGGAGCCGAGUAAGUAUGUCGACACUUCUUCCCUUGCAUAAAAACGCCGUCUGACACGACCCAGGCCCUUUGGUUAUACAUCGGAGCAGUGGCCACGACGGUCCGCACCGAGUUAGGAAUCGACAGUAUCAGCCUAGAGGAUCGCACGUCGCGCUCAUCGAUGGCCACCUCUUAAAAAUCAAGUUCGAGACAUUAGCGCCGGAACAUAGGAGGAAAUAAUUGUAAUCUAUGAUCCGAAUACUUACGUCCUUAUGAUACUGCUAUUUGCGAAAUGAGUUACACCCAUGCCGACACGAUCUAACGAUAGAAUGGCUAGUUACCCAUGAUUUAUUUUUCAAGUGCUCUAGAUACGGUUGUAAAAAACUCUAUAUAUACCUAGGAGGUAGGUAUUUACUGGCUACCUCCUAUCUUACUUACCUAGGCAG
This is a messenger RNA of Daldinia caldariorum, 2496 nucleotides long. RefSeq lists its product as uncharacterized. The record is from RefSeq and is a predicted model, not a curated record. NCBI's taxonomy places the organism in Eukaryota, Fungi, Ascomycota, Sordariomycetes, Xylariales, Hypoxylaceae. The transcript has 5 exons. Bases 688 to 2112 code for a protein of 474 amino acids.